Cottoperca gobio is the source of this 2261-nucleotide messenger RNA. Its product is annotated as SUMO-conjugating enzyme UBC9-like. The coding region runs from base 335 to 811 and encodes 158 amino acids. The record is from RefSeq and is a predicted model, not a curated record. NCBI's taxonomy places the organism in Eukaryota, Metazoa, Chordata, Actinopteri, Perciformes, Bovichtidae. The transcript has 7 exons.
ACAAAUUGGGGUCCUUUCUUGCGAAAGGCUAGCUGUCGAAACGGUGUUACGAGUCACAUUGUUUUACACAACUGUGAUAAAUUGUCAAAAAUAACACCAAUAUAUGUCGAUUAGAUUGUUUGGGGAAUGUUAAAAAAAUCGAAGUUUCUCUCGGUUUCGUUAUUUACGCCCUAACUGGCCCAGUAGUUUUGUUUUUGAACGUCGAAGGGUGUGUUUUUUUCGUUCGCCGUCAACAGCAGUAGCGUUAGCGAAGCAUUCAAGCUAGCGUUGUAAAAACCCACGUAAUUCUGACAUUUAGCCAAACAAAAUAAGAGGGAGGCGUUGAUGAGCAGCAAUGUCUGGCAUCGCUCUUAGCAGACUGUCCCAGGAGCGCAAAGCCUGGAGAAAAGACCACCCAUUUGGUUUCGUUGCUGUGCCCACUAAGAAUCCUGAUGGAACCAUGAACCUGAUGAACUGGGAGUGUGCCAUCCCAGGGAAGAAAGGAACCUUGUGGGAGGGAGGACUCUAUAAACUCAGAAUGCUGUUCAAAGAUGACUACCCUUCCUCACCACCCAAAUGCAAGUUUGAGCCCCCAAUAUUCCACCCAAAUGUCUACCCAUCCGGCACUGUGUGUCUGUCCAUCCUGGAGGAGGACAAAGACUGGAGGCCUGCCAUCACCAUCAAACAGAUCCUGUUGGGUAUCCAGGAGCUGCUGAAUGAGCCCAACAUCCAAGACCCAGCACAAGCAGAGGCAUACACAAUUUACUGUCAGAACAGGAUGGACUACGAGAAGCGGGUAAGGGCGCAGGCUAAGAAGUUUGCCCCCACAUAGAGAGGAGCGCCGGCCUCUAUCCCGCCUGAGCUGACGGAGGUUACAAACAGGAGGCAGGCAGCACCUGAUGGACCACUCCAAUAAGAAUCCAGUUUUGAGUAUUCUCAUACUACUACACGGGCGACACGAGAGCCUGGUUUUUCUUUUUUUCUUUCUUUUUUUCUUUUUUUUUUAAACAACAAGCUCAAUAAGGUCAUAAUUUUACCCUCUUCAAUAAAUAUUUAUGCAUUUUUAAUGCAUAGCUGAUGAUCCUAGAACUCUGCUGUCAACACGACGUUUGUUAUUUGUAACUUGUAUAAUCCAUAUCUCCAGUUUUGUCAUGAGUGACGUUAAGCUCACUCACGCCUCCAUUAAUUCUGUAAUAAUGUAUCAACAGAGCUGUAGAAAUAAGAUGUCCAAACCACUCUGUGUGUAGUUCAGUCGGGUGUGGCAGAGGAGGAGAUUUCGUUUAUUGUUAAACUUCCAGUUUUUUUUGUGUUUUUUUUCUUCUUCUUUUUUUCUUUUUUUUUUCUAUAUCAAACCCCCAGAAGUAUUGUAGAUAGUGUUUCACGAUUACGGGCAUGAACUGGGACAAAGCAGUCAGACGCACGGUGGAAGUCAAACCUCCCAUUGUUCUCCUGACGCCUUCUUCUGUUCCUAUCACAUAUCCCUCACAUCUGAGUUUCCAGGAAAAGCGUCAAAAGAAUACAGUCAACACGUCAAAUUCAGGUAAAAGACAAUCCUGGCCCUUGUGUGAUGGUUGUAAGCUAAAUCGUGGCAAUUAUGUUGGCAGGAAGUGGUGCUCUGUCCACUCAGAGAAGGGAAGCGUUACAGGAGGGAAACGGGUCAGGGCCUCGCUUCUACCAAUGUCUUUAAAUCAUCCUUUCAUUGCAGCGGAGCGAAGAUAACUUUAGUGUCCGGAUUCUGUUUGUGAAGCCAACUGGGAGAGAAACUAUUAGUCGGUUACAUUGUUGGACGUCAUGAACAUUCAACACCAAUGCUCCAUCUGCUUCCCAACCUGCUAUAGUACGAGACAGAGUUGCAUUGUAAAAGUAACAAAAACGGUUGCUACGCGUGUUCGUUUCGGCGCUCGAUCCGUUUAAAAAUAGCAACACUUUGGGUUAUUUUCUCCCACAAUGAAUACAAAGUCGAAUACAAACCUGUACAAAUCAAAAAGCUGUUAAAUCUUCAAGUCGAUCUGGCGUCAGAAGCUGAAGGAUCCUCAUUGGAAUGGCCUCUCAACCAGCAAGGAAGACAAAUGAAAGUGCACUUGAGAGUAAGCGAAGGCCUGAGAAUUGUUUUGCCUCUAAAUAUACGAGUGCAUGUACAUAAUAUAAAUACUGAAAAAAAUUGUGGAAGUUAUGUUUUAUAUUGUUUUAGCCAGUUGACAUUUGUGUGUGGUAUUAUGACAAAGAACACAAUAAAUGGCAUAAAGUUGUGAAAUAAAGUUGAAUAAAAGAAGCAAAUGUUA